Wasmannia auropunctata (little fire ant) is the source of this 1517-nucleotide messenger RNA. RefSeq names its product post-GPI attachment to proteins factor 3 (gene PGAP3). The transcript has 8 exons. Gene Ontology annotation, cellular component: endoplasmic reticulum membrane. Gene Ontology annotation, molecular function: hydrolase activity, acting on ester bonds. The record is from RefSeq and is a predicted model, not a curated record. Gene Ontology annotation, biological process: GPI anchor biosynthetic process. NCBI's taxonomy places the organism in Eukaryota, Metazoa, Arthropoda, Insecta, Hymenoptera, Formicidae. Bases 167 to 1147 code for a protein of 326 amino acids.
GAUUGAUUACUUGCACUUUGCAGUGCACUUUCUACACUUUAUCGUGUCUUUUUAUUAGUCGUAUAAUUUGGCUUUCGGGAAUGUAUCGUAUAUAUAUCUUCCACUCUAUGUAAUAAUACACAACUACGUGUUUUUUUUUCUAGUUUUCAGUUUGACAUUAAUCGACAUGCUAAAAUCGACAUGGGUUCUUCUGUUAAUUCUUCAAAUUUGUCUCGUUGGAAAUACGGUUGGUUCGAUAGGUGACAAGUCGCAGGUAUACAACCAAUGUCUAACACUGUGUCGCAAUAGCAACUGCAAAGAUGAAAUAGAUUUUAAGGAACAACCUCCUUUAUCAUUAAUCUUGCUACGCUGGUCCUGCAAGGAAGAUUGCAGUUAUAUUUGCAUAUGGAAGACAGUUGAUUUCUUUGUAUCUCAUGGUUUGAAGAUACCGCAGUUUCAUGGAAAAAUAUUCUUAUUCUUGCUGCAGUGGCCAUUCAUCCGUCUGUUUGGAUGUCAAGAGCCUGCUUCGGUUUUAUUCUCUAUACUAAAUUUUUAUGUACAUUGGAUAAUGUAUGGGAAAUUUAAAAGAAUGGCAGAUCGAGCCAAUCCUAUGUUCUAUGCUUGGGCAUAUUUCAGUAUUAUAUGUUUAAACGGAUGGUUUUGGUCAACCGUAUUCCAUUCGCGGGACUGGCCAUUUACCGAAGCUAUGGAUUAUUCUUGUGCGUUUAGUAUGGUACUUACACUUUUGUACUGUAUGCUUUUAAGGAUAACGAACAAGAGAAAUAAAGCAUUCGUUAUAAUAACUUGCGGAUAUGUAAGCAUUUUGUGUACACAUUUACCACAUUUAUGGUCAGGCAGAAUUAAUUAUGGUUAUAAUAUGAUGCUUAAUGUAACGAUAGGAUUAAUGACUGUCGCAGUAACAAUGCUGUGGUGGUAUUUUAACCGUAAUAAGUUGCCUUACGUGUACUUAAUCGCUUGGUUCAAUAUAUUGACUAUUUUCGUGACUCUGCUCGAGUUGGCAGAUUUUCCUCCAAUUCUUUGGACAUUUGAUGCUCACUCCUUGUGGCAUGCCAGUACAGUUCCUUUAACGAUAUUAUUAUAUAGGUUUAUGAUCACAGAUUGUUGUUAUCUGAAAAAAUAUUGUAACAAAACCAUUUCUGGACAUUGAUCUUAGCAGUAAUUUCUCUUUCGUAAUGCAUAAUGCUAGUCAAUGUAAGCCUUUGUAAAUAUUCCAGGGCAGUACGUAUAACAAAUAUUGGCAGAGAGAUCGUAACAUCAUUGACCUUUGCAGAAGAUAUGCAUUUAGCAGUCUAUUAAAUAUAAAUAUGACAUUUAUAUUUGCAAGAAAUCUUUCUCCCCCUUUUACAUUUUUUAAUUCUAUAUUGUAUAAUACAUUGAAAUUCUUAUCAGCAAUUCUUAUGUGCAGCGGAAUGAUUUCUUUCUUUUACCAGAUUAUGAUAAAUAAAACUUAAAAAAAUAUUAAUAGAGAAUUUGUGGCUUGAUUACAUGAAUAGGCAAUAAAAGAGAGUUAUAACAAA